This is a messenger RNA of Suillus bovinus, 2087 nucleotides long. RefSeq lists its product as uncharacterized. The transcript is spliced from 4 exons. NCBI's taxonomy places the organism in Eukaryota, Fungi, Basidiomycota, Agaricomycetes, Boletales, Suillaceae. The coding region runs from base 36 to 1985 and encodes 649 amino acids. The record is from RefSeq and is a predicted model, not a curated record.
GAUUUACUCGACUAACCACAUAUUCAACGUGAAAGAUGACAGGCGCUAACUACAUGGGAGGGAGAAGGAAUGCUGCUCGAGCGCGUACCAAAGACAGUACAGGUCGGGUUCAGAAGCGACAUUUCGGUCAACAGAGGUUGGCAGCUGCAUUGUGCAACACGAAGGAAGGAAGGGGAAAGCCUGAAAAGAUGUCCCUGAAGUCUGUUUUACGUCAAAUCAAUUUUGCUCAUGCACAACGAGACGCGAAAAUCAAAGGCAACCACCCUGGGCCAUCCACUGCACAUAAUACAAAAACAUUAUGCGACACAUCGAUCACCCACAGAAACUCAUUUGGCACCCAAAAAUGCAGCGAACGAUUUUCCAAGAUACUUCGAAUGCUUGAUUUUUCUGAUCCGGUGGCCUAUCGUGAUGCAAUUGACCGCAUAUUAUUGAUCCCUCUUUCAGAAAUGAUUGGUCUGCCAAUGCAGGGAAAGUCACCCCACACCGACUCGGAAGAUGGAGGCCCCGGCAUUGAUCCCGAUGAACAUAUUCCCCUGCCUAUCGAUGCUGAUGGCGAGUCGAACGUUCAGUUUCAAGGAACGUCUAGUGACAUAUUCUCUCUCACUGGUCGGUCUUCAGGAAGCGCUGGCCAUUUGUUCCCAAUGAAGAACGACGACGACGCAGGAAUUUACGAUGAUCAUUCGAGUGGACGAAUGUCGCGGUCUUCUUCACCGAACCAUCGUACAAUCACUAAUCAUGAGAGUCCACUACGGAGUAUCGAGGCAGAUGGUCUUCACAGAAACUGGAUCAAUGACUCAGGUUAUGCCGACAUGGAUACUGCUGAGACAGGAAACCUUCGUGGAUCCAUACUUACUCACGAUCUUCACGACCUGCAACGAUUUGCCUCAUCUCCGUCAAACAGCUUUCGGUUCUCUUCCGCUUCUAAUUCUCAAAGAACAGAAGAGUACAUUCUCGACAUGGACACGUCACCACCCUCAUCGCAAGGCUUUUCACAAUUGCAUGGUGAAUGGAGUUCCGACCACAAACAUUUCUUACAACGAUCGCCAUCCUCCUCCACUUCCCCGAUUGGUUCCCUUACGCCCAUCGUUGCGCAUGAUUCUCCUGAGUCCUUCGGAUGGAAUAGCUCCAUCAAGUGCAGCAAUAUUACAUCACAGUCUCUUUGCCACACGAAUGAUGUUAAGCAAUUUUCGACUUCACCACCCUUCGAAACGCAAUACGUUCCUGCAACUCCUCAAAAGGCUCGGAAGAUAAUCCACACUGUCCAAACGUCGGAAGUGAUUGCAAAAUCCUUCGCCGAGAUAUCUAACACAAGACAUAGUCGACCUUUUCAGACCUCAUAUGCUGCCACUCAAACAGAACCUGUGGAAUCACACACUUUCAAUUUGUCGCACGGGUUUUCUUCUUUUGGCGACUCGGAUAUACAUGACCCUGGAUUGCCUUUGGACAUCCUGAAUGACCCGGACCCAUGGAGAACGAUUGGGAAGAUCUUAAAUCUUGGGGUCGUAGAGCAACACGACAAUGACGACAUCGCUUUUACUCGCGGUCGGGAGGGUGUCGGCUAUGUCAGGCGUCGUUUGGACGAAUCAGCACAUAUACGGAAUACACCACAUAAUUCGACAAUAAGCCCGCGAUCGGCCGAGUCAAAAAGCGAAGAUCAACCCAAGACAAUGAUGAACGAUGAGGAAGAACACUUGCGGGAAACCUCCGAUCAUUGUCACCAUCAUCUUCAACAUCCAGAAGAUUCACAGUGGAAAGAAAGACCUCCGCCUGAUCACCCCAACCUUGCCAAUGUCACGAAAUUCACAAACGAGCCCCUUUGUGCCUUUACAGUAGCAGAGUCGGAGAUGCAAACAGAGUCACCUUGCGUCCCUACCGCAUUCGCACAUCGAGUCUCACCCCAUGGUGUACAAUGCAGUGAAAUAGAUGACGAUGAUAUGUAUGGAGGGCCUUGUUUAUUUUGGGACUCGGACGAAGAAGAUGAAUAGUUUUCAACGGAACAUUUUGCGCCAGCCUCGCACCGGCAAUAGCCGGACAGUUAUAAUCACGAGUCACCUGAUUUGAUUUGACGCGUCUUCUGUAGUACUAGU